Messenger RNA from Marchantia polymorpha subsp. ruderalis, 2278 nucleotides. Lineage: Eukaryota; Viridiplantae; Streptophyta; Marchantiopsida; Marchantiales; Marchantiaceae. The record is from the annotation of a GenBank genome assembly.
CGAGCGGGAAAGCCUUCUGUACAGCCCAGCCCCAGCAGCCCCAGCGUACGCCCUGCGUCGAUGGUCUUAUCUCCCUCCCUCCAUCCCUCCAUCCUCCCUCCAUCGCUCGACUAACGGCCUCGCCCCGUGCCAUUUGCACAAGCGAAUCGCGAGGUCUGCCGAUCCCCAUCUGUCCUUGCACUUGUGGUCGGUAAUGUUCGCUUCUUCUGGAGUUCACCGCGUUGUAAAUCCGUCCACGAACGCGGAAGAUCUGCCGGCGAAUCGAACAGUGGGAAUCGAAAGAAAUCAAAAGAGUCUUCAUCUUCUUCUUCUUCAUCUUCCCUUCGUUCUUUCAGGCAUUUGAAAACGACGGAGGGAGAAGUGCGAGAAAUUGUGCGAUUUGUGCAAGUGAAGAAGAGUUAAGUUAUAGAAUUGAGGAUCGGAGUCUGAUGAUCUGAACUAGAGCUGAGUGAGUGAGAUUAGUAGGAAUUGAAAUGGCUGAGAGUAAUGGUGCGGCUGAAAGCGUGAGUGAUUUGUCUGGUGCGGGAGAAAUGCAGACAGGUCGAAUUUCUUUCGGAUUUGCCAAAGUCAAAGGUCCGAGGAAGGAUCAGAUUGAGGACUUUCAUGUUGCACGUAUGCACGAAAUUGAUGGUCAAGAAAUUGGUUUGUUUGCUGUGAUGGAUGGACACGCAGGUCCUGACGUCGCUGAAUAUCUGACUGAUAAUUUGUUCGAUGUGAUAACUAGACAUCCGAAUUUUCUUAAAGACCCGAAGAAUGCUAUAAUUGAGGCGUACCAUGAAACUGACGAGAGGAUUCUUGGCAUGGGCAACACGAAUAUGAAAUGGCGCGUAGGUUCGACGGCAACCACGGCCUUGCUGCUGGACAAUGGACAGCAUCUGAUUGUGGCGAAUGUCGGAGACUCUCGUGCUGUGCUCUCUCGGGGAGGUCUGGCAAUCGAUCUCUCGGUCGAUCACGAGCCUCAAAAACCCGAGGAGCGACAAAUGGUCGAAUCGAAAGGAGGAACCGUCUCCCGGUCCAUAGCGAGCGGAGUAUACAGGGUAGAUCAUAGAUUGGCAAUGUCUCGAGCUUUCGGCGAUUAUGACCUGAAAAAUCACCUCUCUGUGCAUCCCGACAUUUGGGACGAGCAGCUGACCGAGGACGAUGAGUUCUUUGUUAUCGCCAGUGAUGGAGUGUGGCAUGUCAUGAGCAGUCAAGAGGUGGUGGACUAUGUACGAUCCACUCCCGGUGAUGCAGAGGAUGUUGCUCAAGCGGUGGUUGCCGCCGCAGUCGAGAGAAACAGCAAAGACGAUAUUGCGUGUCUCAUUGUUUUUCUAUGAUUCUCAGGGAGGCUUGUUCACUUACCAAUCUUUGGAGCAAUCGGGCCUUUGUCCAACUGGGCUUCCCACCUUUUGAAAUGUUAAUACAGGAUGUGUGUGACGGUUUAUUUGACAUAUUCAGAUGGGAGGAUUGUUAUCCAUGAUUUCAUAGGGAAAUGUUAAGGGUGCAUCUCAGACCUUCGACAUCCAGAAGAGACCAGACUUUGCGCCGCUGUUGGUUCGGCCGCCCACGGAUGUCCGAGAUUGACCGAUGUGCUUUGCAAAGGCAUGUGCGAGAAUUGCUCAGGAACGCCAUCGAUGUUGGUUGAUGGCUCUUCUGUCAACAGGUCAGGAGGCUUUGCGUCGAGGUGUGUUUCAACAGCUGGAUUAUGGAAGCAUGCAACUUCGAGUUUCGACAUCAGAUCUUCGUGGUUAUGAAUGUCGAAAACCAGUUCGGUCGUUGGCCGUCAUUUUAGGUCGUUGAGUAGGAAAGCAAUAUCAGGACGCACAUCUGCUCAUGAUGUUCAUGCUUCAAACUUGAGUAGUCGAUGGCUGAAUGAUCCUCGACGAUUUUGAGUUGAAAAUUCGUCAGUUUCAGAGACAUUGGGUGCCGAUUUGGGACUGGUUAUGCCUUCAGAUACCUCAAAUGACUUUUUGUACUAGAUACUGUAUGUCCGUGGAAACAGGAUCGAAGCAAGAUUCACACUAGGAUGUCAAUGAGAUGUUAAUCUAAGAGUUGAAGAGACACUCGGUACCUGUAUUCUCCUCCUGAGAAUAAAUGUCAGUGAGUGUUCAUGGCUCUUGGAUUAUCAUGAACAGCUCUUUGCAUCCUAGUUGGCCUUUCGUCUUCGAAGCUUGCAGAUUGCGUCAUUAUCAUCUGCUUCAUCUUGAAGGAUAUGCUGACCCUAAGAGAUGUGUUCAAGCUUUUCAAACUUUGAAAAUUUGGAAGAUUUUGUAUCAAUAAAUGUGAAUUUGACUUCAGG